AAAAAGGGCAGUGCGUGACGUAGCCGGAACUGGAAAACGUACACAACAAAGAUGGCGUCGGCCGUGGAGACAGCAGUGAAAGAUUCGCACGUGGAGAAAAAGAAAAAGCCCUCAGCGCGUUACUGGCAGGACUCAAAGGAAAAGGGGAAGACUGAGAAUAAAAGUCAAAAUGAGGCAGAAAACGGUAACAAACGGAAAGCGAACAAAAGAAAGCUUAAAGGGGACCAGAGAGGCGGAAAGAUGGUCUUAUCAGGGAAGUCUGAUCCGUUCCCUGGGCCUGCUCCGCUUCCAGAGGAAAGACUGCAGAAGUUUAAGAGGAGAGAGAAGAGUAAACUGCCUAAUCGUAAGAGACGUAAGCUGAGAGAUGUUGUGGCUCGCUCCGAGGUUGUGUCGGAAAUGGCGCAGAAGCGAGCCGCUCAGUUCGACCUUCUCCUUCCGGAGGAGGCAGGGUUCCUAGAGGGAGAUGAAGAUGAAGACACUUGUAUGAUCUCCCAGGAGGACAUUGCAGAGGCUGUAGAUAUAACAUCUGGGGCAAAGUAUUUUAAUCUUAACCUGUCUCAGUUUGGACCAUAUCGAUUGGAUUACAGCAGGACUGGACGCCACCUGCUGCUCGGUGGGAGGAGAGGUCAUGUCGCUUGUCUAGAUUGGCAAUCCAAGCAGCUAAUGUGUGAGAUGAAUGUGAUGGAGUCCGUGAAUGAUGUAAAGUGGCUCCACAGUGAGUCCAUGUAUGCAGUGGCUCAGAAGAAGUGGCUGUAUAUCUACGAUUCAAAGGGAAUUGAGCUUCACUGCAUCCGCAAAUUCAACGAUGUCCUUUGUAUGCAGUUUCUCCCCUACCAUUUUCUUCUGGCCACAGCGAGUGCCACAGGUUUCUUGCAGUACCUGGAUGUGUCUGUUGGAAAGGAGAUAGCAGCCAUCUGCACCAAGGCUGGCCGGCUUGACGUCAUGUGCCAGAACCCUCACAAUGCCAUCAUCCACCUCGGCCACUCAAAUGGCACUGUCACCCUCUGGUCCCCCAACCAGAAAGAGGCCCUGGUCAAGAUGCUGUGUCACCAAGGUGGUGUGCGCUCUGUCGCUGUUGACAAGACCGGCACGUAUAUGGUGACGUCAGGCAUGGACAAGAAGCUGAAGGUUUAUGACAUCAGAGCCUUCAAGCCCCUUCAGUCCUACUUCCUCCCUGCUGGAGCCUCAUGUUUGUCGCUGAGCCACAAAGGCCUGCUGUCUGCAGCAACAGGGGACAUUGUCCAGGUGUACAAGGAUGUAUGGAGCACUGCAGUGACCAAACCCUACAUGGCACAUCGAGUGCGGGGGACAGUGUGGGGGCUGCACUUCUGUCCCUUUGAGGAUGUACUUGGAGUGGGGCAUGGAGAUGGCUUCACAAGCAUGCUGGUACCAGGUGCGGGUGAACCAAACUUUGAUGGCCUUGAUGCAAAUCCAUACCGCAGUUCAAAGCAGAGGCAGGAGUGGGAGGUCAAGGCUUUACUGGAGAAGAUCCAGCCAGAGCUGAUAAGCCUAGACCCAGACCAGCUGUGCCAUGUUGACCAAGCUAGCUAUGAGCAAAAACACAAAGAAAGGGUCCAAGCUCUGGGCUUUGACCCACUUGCCAAAGAGAAAUUCAUCCCCAAGUUGAAGAAAAAAGGUCGGAGCUCUAGUGGCAAUGUUGAAAGGCGCAAGAGGCAAGUGGCUCACGAGGAUCAACGGGAUAUGAUCAGGACAUCAGUGGAGGACAAGAUGAAGAUCGAAAAAGAAAUAAAGAAGCAGGAGAGGAAGAAGGAGGCAUUAUCUGGCCUGAGGUCGGCUCUGGACAGAUUCAAGAAAUAGAAAAGAAGGAAGCAUUGUGCCGGUCCAAAUCCACUGACAUUCUUUGGGAUUGACCUUCGAACUGUGUAUAAAAGGCACAUUCUGACACUCUGUUCUGCCCGCCUCCUCCUUCCUGACAAAAUGGAUCCUGCAGAAACUAUGACUUUUGUCAGCUAUUGAGAACUGGUUUCUUACAUGCUGAUGGUUCAUGAAGCCAUCAUCCUGUGGUCAGUGCCCUAGUCAGGCGAAUCUGUUUAAAGUCCAUUACUGGAGAAGUUGCUGAGUGGGAACUAAUGGGGGGUGUGCUACCUAUGCAGGCACCCAGAAAUUGUAUGAAGUCAUAUUUGUUCUCUACUCAUAAAACACUUUUUUCUUACUGUUUUUAGACCUGGCUGAACUGGCUUAGCACAUGUUAAAUGUUUUAUAUAAAUAUUCUCUAAAGAAUAAAAACAUUUGAUCAAAA
Molecule: messenger RNA, 2260 nt
Organism: Myripristis murdjan (pinecone soldierfish)
Lineage: Eukaryota; Metazoa; Chordata; Actinopteri; Holocentriformes; Holocentridae
Gene: wdr46
Product: WD repeat domain 46
Exons: 14
Coding region: 52-1818 (588 amino acids)
Biological process (GO): maturation of SSU-rRNA from tricistronic rRNA transcript (SSU-rRNA, 5.8S rRNA, LSU-rRNA)
Cellular component (GO): 90S preribosome; nucleolus; small-subunit processome
Molecular function (GO): protein binding
Source: RefSeq, a predicted model, not a curated record